Molecule: messenger RNA, 2454 nt
Organism: Dipodomys ordii (Ord's kangaroo rat)
Lineage: Eukaryota; Metazoa; Chordata; Mammalia; Rodentia; Heteromyidae
Gene: Smap2
Product: small ArfGAP2
Exons: 10
Coding region: 215-1261 (348 amino acids)
Molecular function (GO): GTPase activator activity
Source: RefSeq, a predicted model, not a curated record
AGCAUUGUUCUCAGUUCCUGUUCCUUUGCAUCCAUGCUGGCGUUCUCUAGGGAUCACAGUUCUAGUCUCUACUGAAGGGCCACGAUGGGCCUCCUGGAACAUCGGUGUGUUUAUCUGCAUUCGAUGUGCUGGAAUCCACAGGAAUCUGGGGGUGCACAUAUCCAGGGUAAAAUCGGUGAACCUCGACCAGUGGACUCAAGAACAGAUUCAGUGCAUGCAAGAGAUGGGAAAUGGAAAGGCAAACCGACUUUAUGAAGCCUAUCUUCCUGAGACCUUUCGACGACCUCAGAUAGACCCAGCUGUUGAGGGGUUUAUUCGAGAUAAAUAUGAGAAGAAGAAAUACAUGGACCGAAGUCUGGACAUCAAUGCCUUUAGGAAAGAGAAAGAUGACAAGUGGAAAAGAGGGACUGAAGCAGCUCCAGAGAAAAAAAUGGAACCUGUUGUUUUUGAGAAAGUGAAAAUGCCACAGAAAAAAGAAGAUCCACAGCUACCUCGGAAAAGUUCCCCCAAAUCCACAGCACCUGUCAUGGAUUUGUUGGGUCUUGAUGCUCCUGUGGCCUGCUCCAUUACAAAUAGUAAGACCAGCAAUAACCUAGAGAAGGAUUUAGAUCUUUUGGCCUCUGUUUCAUCCCCUUCUUCAGUUUCCAGAAAGGUUGUAGGUUCCAUGCCGACUGCAGGGAGCGCUGGCUCUGUUCCUGAGAACCUGAACCUGUUUCCAGAGCCAGGGAGCAAAUCCGAAGAAAUAGGCAAGAAACAGCUGUCUAAGGACUCCAUCCUUUCACUCUAUGGAUCCCAGACGCCUCAGAUACCUGCCCAAGCAAUGUUCAUGGCUCCUGCUCAGAUGGCAUAUCCCACCGCCUACCCCAGCUUCCCUGGGGUUACACCACCUAACAGCAUCAUGGGAAGCAUGAUGCCCCCGCCAGUGGGCAUGGUAGCUCAGCCAGGAGCUUCUGGAAUGGUUGCCCCCAUGGCCAUGCCUGGGGGCUAUAUGGGCGGCAUGCAGGCAUCAAUGAUGGGUGUGCCCAAUGGGAUGAUGACUACCCAGCAGGCUGGCUACAUGGCAGGCAUGGCAGCCAUGCCCCAGACGAUGUAUGGGGUUCAGCCAGCUCAGCAGCUGCAAUGGAACCUUACUCAGAUGACCCAGCAGAUGGCCGGGAUGAACUUCUAUGGAGCGAAUGGCAUGAUGAACUAUGGACAGUCAAUGAAUGGUGGAAACGGACAGGCAGCAAAUCAGACUCUCAGUCCUCAGAUGUGGAAAUAAAAGCAAAACACCUGUACGGCUGGCAUUCUCCUCAGCUCGCUCUGCUCCUUUCUCUUCCUCUCCUCUCCCAUCCCCUUUCCUGCCUCUCGCUCUUUGGUUUAGAAAUCGCUCAAUAAGUCAUCUGGGGGUUUAGCAUCCUGCCCAACCCAGCCACUUCCCAAACACGAUGACCUCUCUCUUGCUUUGUGUGUUCAUGUCUCUGGCUGUCCCCAUAUCUUCCCUAGCCACAGCUCCUGCCCUCUUCUGGCACCAGCACCUUAGAAAUGGUCAGCAGAAGGCACUUAACUGCAGGGAAAAUGUGUGCACCUUUCAAUUCCUUUCCUCAAGAUUGUGCCCCCAUGAGACCCUCAGAAAGGUUUGUGGGUGUUGUGUGUGAGGCAGAGGGAGGGUGUGGAGGUCCUUCUGCUGUUUCUUAGUGCUGGAAGUUUUGGUUGAAGAGGGAGGCAUCAUGUUGCCAAGCUUGAGAAUGAAGACAGUACUGCAAUCACAUACUCCUUGGGCCUUGGAUCAGGUUGACCCUAGCCCUGGGGUGAGGCAAGCCCCUUCCUGUGAGGAUGAGCAAAAAUCUGAUUCCACUUCACCCUGAAUGCUUCCUGGAUCUGGGGCUUCAGGACACUCUGCUUCCAUCAGCCUUUAUUAGCACCAAAGACUUCAUGAAGGCCACCCCCAGACCCACAGCCCUUGCUCACCCCCACCUGCCUUCAGGAUCCAGCUCAUGGCUGGAGGACCAACCCCUAUGGGAAUGCAGCACCUAACAUAUGCAUUUUGUGUGUGUGUGUGUGUGUGUGUGUGUGUGUGUGUCCAUCCAUACAUCUACUACCUACGCUUUCCCCAUCUUCUCUUCAAUAUUUUUUAUUUUGUUUUAGGUUUACACCAGAGAGGAGUUAAUUUAUCAACAACUUGAAACUGUUGCAAGUUUUUCUUACAGUUUUCAAAAAAAUGCCAUCUCGUUGAUCGUUCCCUUUCUCCUUUCCCUUCCCCUGUCCUGCAGUCAGUUUCAUGCCUGCAUAUCCAGGUGUCCUGUGUAUGAGACAGAGAACCUGGACAGCUAUCUUCUCAGCCAUUGUUUACCCCACUUGAAAAUUUAAACAAGACAACUUUGCUUAAAAGAUUUCACAUGUGGGAACCACAAUGCCUGGUUGCCUUUCUCCUGUGUAUGUGUAAAUUCCUUAAUAAACAUUGCAGGGAAGGAC